Molecule: messenger RNA, 651 nt
Organism: Caenorhabditis remanei
Lineage: Eukaryota; Metazoa; Nematoda; Chromadorea; Rhabditida; Rhabditidae
Exons: 2
Coding region: 1-651 (216 amino acids)
Source: RefSeq, a predicted model, not a curated record
AUGGCUAACCGCGACGAGUCUUCUCGAAACUUUAGAAUCGUGACAGCGCACCACGUUCACAGUAAGGCUAACCAGGAUUCUAGGAGAGAAAAUGCAGAUGAUGGUGUUUUAGAUUUUGUCAGAUCUGCUGAUGGAACUCGUAGUUCACGCCCAGUCCCUCGAACGGUGGAGGCCACGGUCGACAGUCUUCUCGAGUCCAUCGAUAAGGCUACGUUGAUCAGUGACCGACUCAACGACUUCAUGAAGGAUAACUCCAUGGAAAAGAUCGAGAACCGCGUCACUCAGAAAGUCCUUGCGCAGUUGAGACAAGAAAAAGGAGAGACCUCGUGCGCUAUGAAGGAGUUUCGCAUCUUGCGCGCCCGAAUUGAAUCGCAGAAGAAAUUUGCGAAAUUCUACGAGAAGGUUUCUAUUGGCAUCCAGAAGGGAGAGGUCAGCACCGCGGAAGUCGAUACUGGCAUCGACUUAUUCGAUGCCAUGUUAACCAUGGAAGCAGAUUCGGAGUCUUCAAGAGAUUCGAAAGAAGCCUCUGACGGCGAGCCAAGCUCCCCGUACGAAGUUUCGGUCGCAUUGCUCGAAGAGCCGUAUGUUAGACCACGUGAUGGAGCCCAGCCAGAAGACUUUCUCGGCUAUACGCUCAAUUACGAGACCUAA